CAUGGACUAGUAUUGGGGGAAUGCUAACACUCAAAGCAAUUAUUAAAAUUAAGAAACAACUCAGGAUAUGAGACCCUUGAAAGGAUAUAAAAAUUAGAAUUAAAAUAUUUAGAACUAAAAUGGAAAUUAUGAUUAGUAAGUAGAAGUCGCGCCUCUUAAAGGGUAUAAAUAAAUGAACAAGGCUUCUGGGGCAUACUUUAAUUAGUAAAAUUAAGACAUGCCCAAAAGAGGAUAUUAAAAACAUAAUAAAAAACAUUAAUCAGAGAUAACAUACUAUAACUAAUAAGUGUAAGUUCCGAAUCCGCAAACUGAUUAAGGAUGUUACUCUAAUUAAUAUCAAUAAUUCAGUUAAUAUCCUGAAAGGUAAAAUACGGAACAAUACAACAAUAGAGAUAACCAAAACAGGGGUUAUUUUCGGAAUACGUAGAAUAAUACAGUAUAUUAGCGAGAUGAUAAAUAUUUCUAAAUGCCUUAAAUGCCUUAAUAUUCUAAUAAUAUUUUCUAUUAAUUCCAAACAUAGUUCUUAAGGGCUAAUAAUUAUUAUGACAUUAAUGAAUUAAGGGCCAAUUUUAGCUCAUUAAGAUAACUAAAUAAAAAUCAUAUGCCUACUCAUAAUUCUCAUUUUGUGCUGAUAAGACCUAAAAAUGGAUUUUAAAAUAUUCAUAAGGCAAUCAAGUAUGGGGUUUGGUGUUCGACAUCUUAAGUUAAUCAAGAACUAUCAUAAUUAUACAAGGACAAAGGUCAAUCUGUUUAUUUAAUAUUUUUUCCUUUAGGCUAAACUUCUAAACUUAUAGGAAUUGCAUAAAUGAUAAGUGAUUAUGAUCCUAAAGAGACUUAUAAAUACUGGGAUAACGAUGGAAUUUAUAAAGGUUCUUUUGGAUUAAUUUGGCAUUCAAUAAAAUAUGUCGAUCCAGAAAUAAUUCCAAAAUUGACUUAUGAGAUUCGGAGAGGAACAGUAAGAGAAUUCGAUGUUUGGUAAUUGAGAGAUGGAAAUUAAAUUGGAUAUUAAGAUGCAAUGAAAAUAUUUCACAUAUUUAAUCAGGCUCCUGAGAACCCUUCUGUUUUUGAACACUUCAAUGUGUUAGACAUAUAAGAAGUAUAUUAUAUAUUUUAAAGGAAAAGGAUUAAAAGAGAAGCAAUAAAUUGAAAAAUUAGGAAGAAGAAGAAAUUUAAUUAAAAUAAAAAGGAUUAAAGAAAAAAUAUUAAUAUUGA
Molecule: messenger RNA, 1212 nt
Organism: Paramecium octaurelia
Lineage: Eukaryota; Ciliophora; Oligohymenophorea; Peniculida; Parameciidae
Source: the annotation of a GenBank genome assembly